Molecule: messenger RNA, 1047 nt
Organism: Fomitopsis serialis
Lineage: Eukaryota; Fungi; Basidiomycota; Agaricomycetes; Polyporales; Fomitopsidaceae
Product: Aldo/keto reductase
Exons: 15
Coding region: 1-1047 (348 amino acids)
Source: RefSeq, a predicted model, not a curated record
AUGUCCGUCGCAAAGAAGACCGUCCCAUACGUUCGCCUGGGCAAGUCCGGCCUGAAGGUAUCCAAGAUAAUUCUCGGGUGCAUGUCGUACGGCAACAAGGGCUGGAGCGAAUGGGUUAUCGACGACCAGGAAGAAGUCAACAAGCACAUCAAAUUUGCAUAUGAUCACGGAAUCCAGACUUUCGACACGGCCAAUGUGUACUCCAACGGCCUAUCUGAGAUCAUGCUCGGCAAGGCGAUCAAGGAGCUGCAGCUGCCCCGCGAGGAGCUCGUUGUCCUGACAAAGGUUUACUUCCCGGUGGCCCCCAAGCACGACAUACUGCUCUACGGGGCAAACCCCGCGGAAUAUGGCAUUAUCAAUCAGCAAGGGCUGAACCGCAAGGCAUGUCACAUCUUCGACUCUGUGAAGAAGAGUCUGGAACGCCUGCAAGUCGAGUACAUCGAUGUCCUCCAGUGCCAUCGGUUCGACUCUGGGACCCCGAUUGAGGAGACGAUGCAAGCCCUCCACGACGUCGUGCAAGCGGGAUACGUGCGCUACAUCGGAAUGAGUUCCUGCUACGCCUAUCAGUUCCACGCGAUGCAGAACUACGCCAUCCAGAACAAGCUCACGCCCUUCAUCUCGAUGCAGAACCACCACAGCCUGAUCUACCGCGAGGAGGAGCGCGAGAUGCUCCCCACCCUCAAGUUGUUCGGCGUCGGCGCGAUCCCGUGGUCGCCCCUGGGCCGCGGUGUUCUCACCCGCCCGCUAUCUGUGCAGACGAAGCGCGGGGAGACCGACGGCUGGGCGGGACCGUACAAGCAGUGGGCGGGCACGUCUGAUAUCGUGAACCGGGUCGAGGAGAUCUCGAAGAAGAAGGGCGUGAGCAUGGCGCAGGUCGCGCUCGCGUGGAGUAUGUCCAAGGAUGGCAUCACUGCGCCGAUUGUGGGCACGACGAGCCUCAAGAACAUGGAGGACCUCAUCGGCGCGGUCAACGUCGAGCUGACUUCGGAGGAGAUCAAGUCCCUCGAGGAGCCGUACAAGCCGCUGGAGAUCUUCGGGCACGAUUGA